AUGAUGAAUCAAGGCCGCUCUUCUCCUACUGAGUUUGGCAAGUUGAUGGCAGAAUCGGCCUUUUUCAUGUGUCCGAGCGGAAUGGAGGGUUACGGCCACUACAUAAACCAGGCGCGUGCCAGUGGCGGUCUCAUUGUGUCGACUAACUUGCCGCCCAUGAACGAGCUGUUGACUCCUGCGUCUGGUGUUCUCAUUACAGUGAAGCGCCAAGCGCAUAAGGAGCAGAUGCUCGGAGGCAAGUUCGAGGGGGAGCAUGGCUUGAAAGGGGUUGAGGGGUACGCUGGAAUCGUGAAGGGUUCCGGUGUAUGCCAGGCUGUCGACAAAGUGCUGACUAUGACCUCGGCUGAACGUGAGAAGAUGGGAGCACGAGCAAGGAGGCAGUAUUUCGUAGACAUGAAGUUUCUCGCUUCAAAGAUGAAGGAGCUGCGGGAACUUGCGCGUGGAAUUGGAACUUCUCAGUUUCGGUCUGUUGAUGCGGCAUAA
Molecule: messenger RNA, 483 nt
Organism: Peronospora matthiolae
Lineage: Eukaryota; Oomycota; Peronosporomycetes; Peronosporales; Peronosporaceae
Source: the annotation of a GenBank genome assembly